UUAGGGUUCACUCCACCUCCAGCUACAGCUACAGGGAGGAUAAAGUCGUGUCGUGCGUCUCUGGCAUUUCCACCAAACCAUUUAGUGUACGGAAACGUUUCUUCUCCGAUCGGUCAAAGACACAACAAUUUUCGAAAUUAAUCCUCUGUUUCAUUCCUCUGCUUCAUCAUUUGUACAACUUCAAUUUCAUUUCUUGUAUUUUCUCGGAUAAAAAUCUCACCUUUAAACUUAUGGGAAAGCCAACGGCGAAGAAGAAGAAUCCAGAGACGCCAAAAGAUGCUUCCGGCGGCGGCGGUGGCGCUGGCGGAGGCAAGUCAGGGAAGACUUACCAUCGUUCUACUUCGAGGGCUUUUGACGAAGAUAUGGAGAUUUUCAUUAGCAGAGCACUUGAGCUCAAAGAAGAAGGCAACAAGCUGUUCCAGAAACGCGACCACGAAGGAGCCAUGUUGAGUUUCGACAAAGCCUUGAAGCUCUUGCCUAAGGAACAUAUCGAUGUAGCUUAUCUGAGAACCAGUAUGGCUUCUUGUUAUAUGCAAAUGGGAUUAGGUGAGUAUCCGAAUGCGAUUAGCGAAUGUAAUUUGGCAUUGGAGGCUUCUCCUAGGUACAGUAAGGCUUUACUUAGGCGUUCUCGGUGUUACGAGGCUUUGAAUAAGCUAGAUUACGCGUUUAGGGAUGCUCGUAUUGUUUUGAAUAUGGAACCGGAGAAUGUCUCUGCAAACGAAAUCUUUGAUAGGGUGAAGAAGGUGUUGGUGGAUAAAGGUGUUGAUGUUGAUGAAAUGGAGAAGAGCUUUGUUAAUGUUCAGCCUGUUGGUGCUGCUCGUUUGAAGAAGAUUGUUAAGGAGAGGUUGAGGAAUAAGAAGAAGAAGAAGAAGAAGAGCGGUGGAAAGGAUGAGGAACUGAAGAUCAACAGAGGUGUGAUUGAGAGUCCAAAGCUUGUUGACAAGGCAGACGAAGCUGUGAGCAGUGAUAAGCCAAAGGAGGUUAAAAGCGAUAAGUUUGAGAUUGAUGGAAAGACUUGCGGCAAUAGAGAAGAUAAGAAAACAAGUUUCAAGGGUGAUAAAGGACAGAAAAAGAAAAGUGGUGGUAAUAAGGCUGGAGAAGAGAGGAAGCUGGAGGAUAAGGUUGUUGUCAUGGACAAAGAGGUCAUUGCCUCUGAGAUUGUUCAAGGCGGAGGAAACACAAAAGAAGAAGCAACGGUUACUAGGACUGUCAAGCUGGUACAUGGAGAUGAUAUAAGGUGGGCACAACUGCCGCUGGAUUCUAGUGUUAGACUUGUAAGAGACGUAAUCAGGGAUCGCUUUCCUGCUCUUAGGGGUUUCCUCAUUAAAUAUAGGGAUACAGAAGAAAAGUUCCAAGAAAUGGGUGCACUAGCUUUGUUUAACUGGGGUAACGUUCACAUGUCAAAGGCAAGGAAGCAGGUCUGUUUUCCUGAGGAUGCCUCGAGAGAAGCUAUAAUAGAAGCAGUUGAGGCUGCAUUCGUGUGGACAAAGAAGGAGUACAACAAAGCUGCAGAGAAAUACGAAGAAGCGGUUAAGGUUAAACCUGAUUUUUACGAAGCUCUUCUAGCACUUGGGCAAGAGCAGUUUGAGCAGGCAAAGCUUUGCUGGUAUCAUGCACUCAAAAGCAAGGUAGACUUAGAAAGUGAGGCCUCCCAGGAGGUCCUGACGCUCUAUAACAAAGCUGAAGAUAGUAUGGAGAGGGGUAUGCAGAUUUGGGAAGAAAUGGAAGAACGUCGUCUAAAUGGAAUCUCCAAGUUAGAUAAACAUAAAAACAUGUUGCAGAAGAUGGAGUUAGAUGAAUUAUUUAGCGAAGCUUCAGAAGAAGAAUCUGUGGAGCAGGCAGCUAAUAUGAGUUCUCAGAUUAACCUCUUGUGGGGUUCGCUGCUAUAUGAACGCUCUAUUGUGGAGUACAAGCUCGGAUUACCAACUUGGGAUGAAUGUUUGGAGGUUGCAGUGGAGAAAUUUGAACUAGCUGGAGCUUCUGCAACUGAUAUAGCUGUGAUGAUAAAGAAUCAUUGUUCAAGCGAGGGUGCACUUGAAGGUAUGGGAUUCAAGAUUGAUGAAAUAGUACAAGCAUGGAAUGAGAUGUAUGAUGCCAAGAGAUGGCAGAUGGGUGUCCCAUCUUUCCGGCUAGAACCAAUUUUCCGGAGACGUGCCCCAAAACUGCAUGAUAUCUUAGAGAAUGUAUUUUCAGGGCCUGCUUGACCAAAAUAUUCUUCUCAUAUACACAUAAAAAUAUCAGAUUUUGUGUAUCACUAGGCAUUUUGUUUGUUUGGGUGGGAGUGGGUGUGCAUUCUUUUCUCCUCUAUAUUGGUAUGGUUUUGUCAUUUUUCCAAAGGAACAUUUUUUUGGGAUUUCCACGGGGAUAUAUACUCUUGGCCUCUGCGGUUUUGAUGUAGUGGCUGAGACUGAUUGGGAUUCAGUCCAGAGAAGAAGGUUUAGAUGGGCUAAUCCUCUUCUCUUCAGAUUGAUUCAAAAUAUUGGUUAUUUGUUCUUCUUUGUUUUGUUUUAUACCAUAGCUUUGUAUUUUUUUUUGUUGUUUAUUGUUGUUAAAUUGGAUUAGUUUAUAUUUAAUUUGUGAUUGUUGUGUGAAUAUCUGCGUCGCUUGAAAGAUUCAGACUUCAUUGUGAUU
Camelina sativa (false flax) is the source of this 2631-nucleotide messenger RNA. The record is from RefSeq and is a predicted model, not a curated record. NCBI's taxonomy places the organism in Eukaryota, Viridiplantae, Streptophyta, Magnoliopsida, Brassicales, Brassicaceae.